GGUGUGUGGACAUUAUGGCUGUGUAUACUCUGACCGGCUUCUCCUUGCUGAGUUUAUUGUCUUUCGGUUAUUUGUCCUGGGAUUGGAUGAAACCGGGUUUAAACGGGAAGAAAGUGCCCAGCCUGGAUAUGGGCAGUGCCAGGGCGAAGCCUCAUAUUGUCUUCAUUCUGGCGGAUGACCAGGGUUUUCAUGAUAUCGGGUACCACGGUUCAGACAUCCACACUCCGACCAUGGACCGACUGGCCGCCGAGGGGGUGAAACUGGAGAAUUACUACAUCCAGCCCAUCUGUACCCCGUCCAGGAGUCAACUCAUUACUGGGAGGUAUCAGAUCCACACUGGCCUGCAGCACUCCAUCAUUCGGCCCAGACAACCCAACUGCUUGCCCCUCGACCAGGUGACCCUGCCCCAGAAGCUGCAGGAAGCCGGCUAUUCCACGCACAUGAUCGGCAAGUGGCACCUUGGCUUCUACAAGAAGGAGUGCCUCCCCACGAGGAGAGGCUUCGAUACCUUCUUUGGCACCUUGACCGGCAGCACCGACUACUACACCUACGACAACUGCGACGGCCCCGGCGUCUGUGGCUUUGACCUCCACGAUGGCGAGAAUGUGGCCUGGGAGUACAGCGGGAAGUACUCCACCUCUCUCUACGCUCAGAAGGUGACGAAGAUCCUCGCCACGCACAGCCCCAAGGAGCCGCUGUUUAUCUACGUGGCCUUCCAGGCUGUACACACCCCUCUGCAGUCUCCAAAGGAAUACAUCUAUCAGUACAGGUCCUUCGGAAAUGUGGCUCGGAGGAAAUACGCUGCCAUGGUCACCUGCAUGGAUGAAGCCAUCAAGAACAUCACUUUGGCCCUCAAGAGGUACGGUUAUUACAACAACAGCCUCGUCAUCUUCUCGACUGAUAACGGAGGACAGCCUUUCUGGGGGGGUAGUAACUGGCCCCUCCGAGGCCGCAAAGGCACCUACUGGGAAGGGGGUAUCCGAGGCCUUGGCUUUGUCCACAGCCCUUUGAUCAAGAAGAAGAGGCGGGUGUGCAAGUCACUGAUGCACAUCACGGACUGGUACCCCACCCUGGUGUCGCUGGCGCGGGGCAACAUGACGGAGAGCCCACCUCUCGACGGGUACAAUCUCUGGCCGACCAUCAGCGAAGGCAAGAGGUCUCCCCGCGCCGAGAUCCUGCACAACAUCGACCCCUUGCACAGCCACGCCAAGUCUGGCUCCUGGGAGGAAGGGCACAACCUCUGGAAUACCGCCAUCCAAGCCGCCAUCAGGGUGGGAGAUUGGAAACUGCUGACCGGGGACCCAGGCUACAGCGACUGGAUCCCACCGCAGACUCUACCCACUCUCCCAGGAAGUUGGUGGAACCUCGAAAGGCAGAGGGCAGGUCACCGGAGGUCAGUGUGGCUCUUCAACAUCACCGCAGACCCUUACGAGCGCGAAGAGGUCUCCAGUAAGCACCCAAAAGUGGUCAAGAAGUUGCUGGCCAGGUUAGCUUAUUACGACAGCACCUCCAUCCCGGUGAGGUAUCCAGCUGACGACCCCAGAGCUAAUCCAGAACUCAACGGGGGCGCCUGGGGACCCUGGGCAAGUGAGGACGAGGAAUAUCAGCAGGAGAAUGGGGUAGUGAAACAUAAAAGCAAGAAAAAGUCCUGCAAGAUCUGCAAGCUGAAAUCAUUCUUCAAGAAACUGAACACACGGAUAAUGUCCAACAGGAUAUAAUGAAUCAGGAGAAACAACUGUGUAGAUUUGUGCGUGUGAGAUCGACAAUGAGCUCACCGUUUUGGAGUCUGUCAGUAAAAAUGUUGACUUUCUUAGGAAUUAUUUCGGUUGCUUCCCAUGCAGUUCACAUCAGGAUAUGAACCUGCGUGCCUCUGGAUUUUUCCACACUGCUUCUCUCCCCGCUCUUCCCUCUCUCAAAUCCAGCACUUGGAUUUGGUUUUUAUCAUUACAAUUUGCACAGUCUCAAUUUGCAUUCCCUUCAGCACAGAAAGGAAUGAUCCAGUCGAGGUGUUAAAGACAUUCAAAGAGUUUAAUAGUUUCUCCACAUCCUCAUACUUCUCCCGGGGGGUGGUGUAGAGGUGUGGAACAAUGUGAAAAUUAGAAUGAGUCUGCCAAGGGGAUCCUCUGUGUUCUCCUUUGUGUGCUCCAGUGUGGGACAUUUGGGGGUUUGUAUACUGAUUGUAGCUUGUGAAAGAUCUCAUACAUAAUGCUGUUGUGACCAUUAUGAGUGUAUGCUUGCCUAUUGGUUGGUCGAGUUCCAAAAGGUUCUUCCAUUGAUUUAACCAUGUAAGGGCAUCCUGUCCCGUUGUGGUUACCUGUCUGUCACUCUUCGCAAGUAUGUUUCAACCAACUGUUCUCUUUCAGCUCAAAUUGUUCUGUUCAAUUCAGCAGGCAAACUGCAGUUUCAAACAUCAGUAUAAUUGGCUAGUUUUGCACCCACCCAGUUUCCACAUGACAAACUAGUUUAACCCUUUCCUUUGCCUACUGCAGCGACACCAGCAUCCUAAGAGGGAAUAGAAUUAAGAAAACAGAGCACUUGUUUUAACCUUGGUGGAGCAAAAAGUCCACUUCUCCAGUUGGCACUGUUUCUGUCAGACAAAUGAUGAGAUUGUUAAACGGGUUGGAUUUAAAGGGUGAGUAACCCAAAUGCAAUUUAAUUGUCAGUGUAAAACCUGAAGUUCAGUUGAGUGACUCAGUUGGGGCUAUUCUGAUACGAUGGAAUUCUUGGGAAAUAAAUAAAGUCAACCAAUUAUUUUUUAAAAGAGGUUUUGAUGAUGUGUAUUGAUUAUAAAGACGGACACUGUAAGAUAAAUGAAACAACUGGAAGACCAGAAUAACCAACCUUAAUCCUUUGAGCUAAUGGGAACUGCAGAUGCUGGAGAAUCCAAGAUAAUAAAGUGUGAGG
Stegostoma tigrinum is the source of this 2904-nucleotide messenger RNA. Its product is annotated as arylsulfatase I. The coding region runs from base 15 to 1718 and encodes 567 amino acids. Gene Ontology annotation, molecular function: sulfuric ester hydrolase activity. NCBI's taxonomy places the organism in Eukaryota, Metazoa, Chordata, Chondrichthyes, Orectolobiformes, Stegostomatidae. The record is from RefSeq and is a predicted model, not a curated record. The transcript has 2 exons.